Messenger RNA from Trichomonas vaginalis G3, 618 nucleotides. RefSeq lists its product as uncharacterized. The record is from RefSeq and is a predicted model, not a curated record. NCBI's taxonomy places the organism in Eukaryota, Parabasalia, Trichomonadida, Trichomonadidae. The coding region runs from base 1 to 618 and encodes 205 amino acids. The transcript has a single exon.
AUGGAGAACGAAUCCCCUCCAGCACAAGAAAAUUCUAAUUGCCCAUUGGAAAGAUAUUUGUUUGAAGAAAACCUCGAUUACGUCAAGGAUUUAAAUCUUAAAAACAAUGCAGCAAAAAUUUCAGUCCAUGUAAAAUGUGUUUAUCCAGAUCCAGAAAAUCCAGGUGAGUUAAUUCCUAGAUCAGGCUCUCUUUCACUAUCAGCCGGAAAACCAAUUGGACAAAUCAGUAAAGAUUUUCUUGCAACAUAUCCAGAAAUCCCGAACAAAACAUAUUACGUCAGCUACGACCAGCUUCUUUUCCGUGAAGGUACUUUGGCCCAAUGUGGUAUUACUCAUGGAAAGUCUGUUGAAUUGAUUGCACCUGGUAAAAACCAUGCUGCCUAUCAUAAUGAAGGACUUACUCUUAUUGUCACGUCUUUACUUCCAUUUAUUUUUGGUCUUGCAUCAGUCAUAUUCUCAAUGACGUGCGGUGCUAACGUGGAUACUUCAUUCAAAGCUUUAUUCCUUUUCUUAGGAUUUCUAUUUCUUAUUCCAGCAGUUCUUGUUGGAGUUAUUGGAAUGAUUCUUAUACCCGAGUGCCCAAUGCCAUGUUAUUUUAAUGGCACAGAAUGGUGUUGA